This is a messenger RNA of Dictyostelium purpureum, 1072 nucleotides long. RefSeq lists its product as uncharacterized. Bases 52 to 822 code for a protein of 256 amino acids. The transcript is spliced from 4 exons. Gene Ontology annotation, cellular component: cytoplasm. The record is from RefSeq and is a predicted model, not a curated record. Gene Ontology annotation, biological process: signal transduction. NCBI's taxonomy places the organism in Eukaryota, Evosea, Eumycetozoa, Dictyosteliales, Dictyosteliaceae.
CAUCUAUUUUAUAAUGUUUUUUUUAACCCUUUUUUAUAAAUACCUAUUAAAAUGGCUACAUCAUCAAACAGAGAAGAAAACGUUUAUAUGGCUAAACUUGCCGAACAAGCUGAAAGAUAUGAAGAAAUGGUCGAUGCAAUGAAAAAAGUCGCCCAAUUAGAUUUAGAAUUAACUGUUGAAGAACGUAAUUUAUUAUCAGUAGCUUACAAAAAUGUUAUUGGUGCUCGUCGUGCUUCAUGGAGAAUCAUCUCAUCAAUUGAACAAAAAGAAGAAAGCAAAGGUAACGAAAGCCACGUCAAAAAAAUCAAAGAAUACAAAGAAGUUGUCGAAAAAGAAUUAUCAAAAAUCUGUGAAGAUAUUCUUGAAGUUUUAGAAAAGAACUUAAUUCCAUCAAGUACCACUGGUGAAUCAAAAGUUUUCUACUACAAAAUGAAAGGUGAUUACUACCGUUACCUCGCUGAAUUCGCCACUGGUCCACAACGUAAAUCAUCAGCUGAAAAUUCAUUAAUUGCCUACAAAGAAGCUUCAGAUAUUGCCGUUACUGAAUUACCACCAACCCACCCAAUCCGUUUAGGUCUUGCUCUUAACUUCUCUGUCUUCUAUUACGAAAUCUUAAAUUCACCAGAUAGAGCUUGCAACUUAGCUAAAACUGCUUUUGAUGAUGCUAUUGCUGAAUUAGAUACUCUUAGCGAAGACUCAUACAAAGAUUCAACCCUCAUUAUGCAAUUAUUAAGAGAUAAUCUUACUUUAUGGACUUCAGAUAUCAACACCAUGGACAAACAUGAUGAUGAAUCAAAUGAAAACCAAGAACAAGGAAUGUAAAAAUUUAAAAAUAAUUUAAAAUACAAAUAAUUUUUUUAAAAAAAAUCAAAAAAAAAAAAACAGUUUUUUUAACACAAAUGUAACAAAAUCAUAACAAUAACCAAUAUAUUUUUAAAUUGAAAUUCAUAUAAUAAUAAUUUUAAAAGACCCUAAACGAUUAGAAAAAAAAACAACAAAAAAAAAAAACAACAAAAAACAAAAACCUUAAAAAAAAAUGCCUGUAUAAAGUUUUAUAAUAAAAAAAAAUUUU